Molecule: messenger RNA, 2699 nt
Organism: Oncorhynchus mykiss (rainbow trout)
Lineage: Eukaryota; Metazoa; Chordata; Actinopteri; Salmoniformes; Salmonidae
Product: alpha-N-acetylgalactosaminide alpha-2,6-sialyltransferase 1-like
Biological process (GO): oligosaccharide biosynthetic process
Molecular function (GO): alpha-N-acetylgalactosaminide alpha-2,6-sialyltransferase activity
Source: RefSeq, a predicted model, not a curated record
GUCUCAACUGUACCUAGGCAGAUCCUCCCUCAAUCUCUAUCUUGAACAUGAGAGCCCAAUUCCGGGGAGUUCUCACCUUGGCGCUCAUGGUCGCCGUGUGCGCAUUGCUCUAUGUGCUCCUUUAUGGACAAAUCUCUGAUCAUAGCAUCGGCUAUUUUCAAAAACUACAACUAGCUCCUCGGGGAGGGCGUCUCUGCGAAACAAAUUGUCCUUGUAAAAAUACAACAAGAGAUGUUUUUACGGCUGGAUCCGGGUCUGCACACAAGGAGACCCCCAUGCUCCGGCUGCAAAAAAAGGACUUCAAGCAAUAUCCCAUCUGGGCUUCUGAGGAUGUUUAUGUCCGGGACAAGCAAAAGAGGCAGAUGACCUGUCCCCAGUCUCUGAGGAACUCCCAGAACACAGGCUUCAAGCAGGCCUUUAUACCAGACAUCCAGAUGUACCUCCACGGAGAACUACUCAACGUGUCAGAGUGGAACAGACUAGCCUACUUCAAUAACCCCUUUGGCUUUAUGGACUACACUAACUACACAGAGAUAAAGGCAGUGGUGGAUCUGAUUCCCAAGCCCAGAGAGCCCCUGCUCUUGCCACGGGGAAACCCUGGGUGUAUACGCUGUGCUGUGGUGGCAACAGGAGGAAUACUCAACGGCUCUAGGAUGGGCAAGGAGAUAGAUGCUCACGACUAUGUGUUCCGGAUGAAUGGUGCCGUAACCAAGGGUUACGAGGAGGAUGUAGGCAACAGAACCUCGGUCUACGUUCACACCGCCCACUCCAUCACCCAGUCUCUUCUCAUAUUCAAGAAAUACGGCUACAACAGUGCACCGCAUGACAAGGGAAUAAAGUAUGUGCUGAUUCCAGAGGGGCUGAGGGAUUUCCAGUGGCUAAAGGGUCUGUUGGGGAGGACAACUGUCUCUGAUGGACCCUACAGGAACAGACGACCGUGGAUGCAAUACUCAGGAGAGUUUGAUGAGAACCGCUUCUAUGUUCUUCACCCUGACUUCCUCAGAUACGCCCGUAACAGGUUCAUGUGGUCCCAGGCGCUGAAGGGUUCUUAUUGGGCUAUAUGCAGACCUACUAACGGAGCAUUCACACUCUUCCUGGCCCUGCACACCUGUGAUGUGGUGGAUGCGUAUGGAUUCAUCACUGAGGACCACAGUAAAUAUCCUAACUACUAUGCUGAGAGACACUCUAAAACCAGAGUCAUCUUCUACGCUAAUCACGACUACAACCUAGAGAUCAAGACCUGGAAGAAACUACAUGACACCAAGAUCAUCAGGCUUUAUCAGAGACAGGAGAGCCCAGAGAGAAAGACAAGAAAGCCAACAGAACCAUAAAACCCUGUCUGACUGCAGAGAUGAGCAAAGAUACAUUGGCAUGUCAUGUAUCUUGUUACAAAAUAAACUAAAGACCAAUGCAUUUAUAUCAGAAUAAACAACAAAAUACUGGUGCCAAGUAAUGUAUUUAAUUCAAAUGCAUGUAUUAUCCAUCCCAUGCCAUCAUGGGCAACAGUGAAAGCUGUUACGUUCAAGUAGGUUUAAGUUUUUCUCGGGCGUUGUGGACGGGGAUGGCAAAUAGGUAUCUGCCUCAGGUGCCAAAGGUAGCACACUCGAAUCCAGCAAUUGAAAGUUGUUUUUUCGAUUUUUGUUUUAAGCCUAUCCCAAACCUUCACUCUUACCUUAACCAUUUGGAGUUCAUGCCUAACCUUACAAUUUCAGAGUUAAUGUCUAAACUUAAUUCUAACAUUUACAAUUCAGAGUUAAUGCCUGAACUUAAUUCUAACACUUAAAAUUCAAAGUUAAUGCCUAAACUUAAUUCUAACACUUACAAUUCAAAGUUAAUGCCUACACUUAAUUAUAACAUUGACAAUUUAGAGUUAAUGCCUAAACUUAACCAUAAAUACUUAAAAAUUUGACUUUUGCAACAACUUUGAAAUUUGACGUUUGAGAAACAUGGACGAAUGUCUAUUUCUGACUUGAGACUGCGAGAGCUAGUUGACAAAUAGCCUAUAAUACUGGUGCCAAGUAAUGUAUUUAAUUAAAAUACAUGUAAAAUACAUUUGCAAGUAGCCCCCUUUCUAUAUGGUUUGUGUUAACAUUGCUUUAAAGUAAUUUGUCAACAUAUUGUGACGUGGAAUCUACAUGGAAAAUACAUUGGAUUUGGAAAAAGUAAUCAACUGUUGUUUUGAGGGUGAAAUUUCAACCAUUGGGUUAUGUCUUCGUGGUAACCAAAUUUCAACACACACAAACCUUGUAUAAAAUAUAUUGAAUGUGUACCUUUAACCCUCAUGGGAAUUGGCCUAUAUGGAUAGGGCUAAUGUAAAUGCGUCUUACAGAAGUAAAUGCUUAAUCAUGAUCAAUGAUUAAUUGAUAGACAAGCUGACAUUAAAGCCACACUAAGUUAGUGGCACAGAUGGAACUAUCGAAGCAGAAGAUAAAUCUCAUUCAAAUGUUGAUAUUUGAUAUUUGCGUUGACAAUCAAAGGAUUCAAUAGCACUUUUGAAAUACAAUAAAUAGCUUAUUAAGUUGUUGAUAAGUUAACAAGUUAUGUGUUAAAUUCACAUUUGCAAGUCAACCUAAAAUAAAUGUUAAUGAAUGCAAUUAAACGAUAUAAUCUCAACUGCAAUCCAGGUAAUUUGGUUGUGCUAUUGGAUGAAGCACAGAGAUAACACAUUAAUAUGUUGUAUGAAUAAACCAAAUAUCUGA